UCGUACCUUGUUUUUGGCGACACAAAUGUCUAAAAUAUCCUUGAUAAUUUCACUUUAAAUUUUUGGGUUAUUUUGUAGAGCCAAAUACCUCUAAUAAUUUCACUUUAACGAGACCUAAAAAAUAAAAUGGGGAACAAAACUGACAUUUUCGCUCUCAUUUGCCGAUGUCGGGUCAUCUACAUCUCGGUUCAACCAUGGUUGGCAAUUUUUUUAAUGGAAAUUGUAACAGAAGAGCAUGUUUGAUCAUCUCGGUUCAACCAUGGAUGAAACCAUUAAUCUUUUUAUCGGCUCGAUUUAAAACCAGAAGAACACCCCCUAAAUCGAGUUCAUAAUAAUCUAAAAGGUUGUUUACGAAUGGAGUGCUCUUAUGAUAUAAAGAGUGACCGGCAGGCCCUUGAAGGAGAAGACAAAAAGGUGUACGAAGAAUGGGCUAUGGGCUAAAUUCUAUGCUAGACGCCAAUUACUCCUCAACUAAUAAAGCAAAUGUUACGAUAAUAUUGGUGACAAAAUAGAAUGUUACCAAAAACUCAAAGUUGAUGUUUUAAUUUUGUAAUACAAAUGCUCUUAUGAUGUGUGCAUUUGAAUGGAGUAUUGGUUGCAAGAAAAAAAAAUGCAUGUAAGAAAUACAUUAUUUAGUAUUUGUGAUUCACAAAAAAGGAAAGCACAUUAUAAAUAUAAUAAUUGAAAUUAAAGAUAGAGAAUUCGUCCCCUCUCUUAUUAGAUAUAGUAUUUGUGAACUCUUGCAAAGUCCUCGUGUUGUAUCCUCUUCUUAUAUGAUUUUAGCAAUAGGGUAGCCCAUUUGGUAGCUAGAAAGGCUCUUGCAUUGUACUCGAUUGCAACUUGCGAGUCGUUUCUUUGAUUUCCAUGAUGUAACUACCUAUUUUUCGAAUCAAUGAAUGACUAUUUUUUUUAAAGAAGAGAAUUUGCCUUUUUUUUGCUAUGAUUCUAGAAACUAAUGACUCUUGUUAUUUCAUAGAUUAAAGACCCUUUGUUGCUAUGAUUUUUUUAAAGAAGAGAAGUUAUAUUGUUUCACUAUCCGGUUAGCGAGUCAGGUCCAGGAGCAAAGCGCUCGGUUGGGGGUGCAAGGUGGCCCUUGAUCCACACUCCACGGUGUAUGGACUUAUACACGUUUUGUUUUUAUUUUAGGUAUGCUCUGUAGCCUUUCCUUUUCCGGAGAAAAAUGUUAUAUAUAUAUAUAUAUAUUCACAGUUUAUGUAAUUCCUAUAUUCUCAAGAAUAGAGAAACCACUCUCUCCUAUCCGUGGACGGUAGCUAACACACAUUGUGUUAGUGAACUAAGUAAAUCUCUACGUUUUUUUUAUUAUUACUUUCUUGUAUUGUCGAUUUCCCAAUAUAUUAUGACACUUCCAGCUCCGAACACAUAUACAACGAGAACUCAAACUAUAUUUUAGCUUGCAACAACAACAAAUCAUAGAAAAUAGAUAGGCACAAGUCAGAAAAUCAUUCACCAGAUGAUCAGAAGAAUCCUACCUUGGAAGCAAAUUCAGGAACACGAUCCAUUUGAUUUGAUUCGUGUUGAAUAUAAUAGUGUAGAAGAAGUUUGGGAGGAAAUUUCAAGUGAUGGUGGUAAUGGAGAAUGGGUGUGAAUGUGAUAGUAGUGGUGGGUGACAUGCCAUUGCCAGCCAGAUACAGUCAUCAAUUCAUUUUCAGGGUUGCAUUCCAAGUACACUACAAGCUAAGCAAACAAAUCUGCUGGGCCAGAAGAGAGAAGAUCAUCACUUGCUGCCAUUCAAUAUCAGGUUUUGUCGCUCCAUGGGCGGACCAGCGCUGCAGGCGCCAGCAGCAUCUUUCUCUCUCAUCUGUUUCAACAGUUCUGUUUACUUACUCACUGCUAUUGAACAGGUAUAUGAGGAGGAGACUAGAAUAAAUUGGGUCUAUACUUCCACGGCCGUCCAUUGAAUUGCACUUUUUAGUAUAAUGAAAGUAAAAAAUAUCAAAUCAUAUUUCUUGUGUCAAUUGUUAACACGAAUUGCACUUUCAAUUCACAAAUAUGACUCUGACAAUCAUUAUACAUGUGUGUAUAUACAAUUAUACAUGAGAAUACUGACCAAUGACUAAUUAAUAUUUAUUAUAGAAUAAUAUCAAUUUUUGUACUCAUAAUCAAUCAAUUAAUCACACACCACGAAUAUAACUUAUAAUAUACUAUUGAAUUAACUAACAUGCCUGGGUGGAGGCUCCCCAAUAUUCGGAGACCUUGUGCCGAAGAGCCUCCAAGGCGACCCUAAUGAUUGCCCAUGUUGAGGGUUUUGUCUCGGGAGUUUUGGUUAUUACUAAUUUUAUGGAUUGAAUAUUGGGAUAAAACCUAGUGAAUUUCGUUAGUGGUAUGGUUGAUAUAAAAGGUUCAAAUUAUAGUUAUCAAUUCAUCAUACACCAAAAACACACCCUAUAAUACAUGACUGGAUUAACUAACGAGCCUAGGUGGAGGUCCCCUAAUUAUCAGGGACCAUGUGCCGAAGGGCCUUCCAUCACACCCAAUUACCGCCCUGUUUUGUCUCCACGGUUUUGAACUUUAUGUUAUUUAUUGAUUGAAUUUUGGAUAAAUCGAUGGUUAUCUGUAACUAUCUUUUUUAUGUUUGUAUGAAUAUCAGUGUUCGUAAUGAAUUAUGCUUUGUUUUCAUAACCGGACCGGAGACUGAACUGGAAAGUUAGUGGUUUAGGGUUCAGUGGUUAACCGUUACAAAAUCGUUAGUGAACCAUUGAUAGAACUGUUCAUGAUAUGUAACAUAUAAAAUUUGUAUAUUACACUAAUUUAAGAAUGAAAUUAUUGUUGAUCAUAAACAAUUUCAAAUUCAUAUCAUCACCAAAAUAUCUAAUAAAUCAUUCAAACCAUCUAACAUAAAGAAUUAAUAUAUUUUUAUACAAAUUAAAAUUUACGGCGUCAGUCGGUAGUGGACAACGUAAAGUCGACAACAAGGCGGGAAUGAGAAGAGGAAGCAUAUAUAAAAUUAAUAAUUAUGAUUUGAUGGUCUUAGUUUAUGUUAAAGUAUUUUUUUUAAAACCUUUUUUGCUAAAAUAGUGAACCGGUGGACCAGUUAAACCGUGGUGGUUCAUCUGAUUUUAUGUUGAACCAUGAAAAACCGUUUGGUCCAUUAAUAACCAUCCAAGCAAUGAGUCGGACUGCUAUCGUAACUGGUUGGACAGUUCUACUGGUCCGACUGUUGAUCCGGUUCAGUUCUUAUAACAAUGGAAUUAUCUACACAAUACAUAAAGGCAAAACAUGAAUUGGAAUUCUCCGAUUUCAAAUUUCGUGGCCUGAGAGUAAUUCUAGGAAGUUCUUUUUGUCAUUGCACCCAGUUCAAAUUUAUAUAUUAAAAAAGUUAUCAUUGGAGUUCGAACUUUGGUCAUUUGAUUGAAGAAAUAGCAUUAUAACCAACUAGGCUACAUUUGAUUUAUUUCUAUUUCUUUAAUUGAACUCUAGGAAUAUGUUUGCUGAUGAUGCUUCUAUAUUUAUAUUUUAUUUUAAGUUAUUUAUAUUUUAUAGAUAGAUAUUAGUUCUGAAAUCGAAACUCAAGUAGUAUUGAUUCAAACAUUAAUAUUAAAUUGUAUGUGUUGUUUAGUUCAGACAAAAUACAGAAGUAUAAUCAAAACAUGGACCUUUGUGACGAGUAUACUCAUUUUUUUGUGACACAUCUAUACAUAAUAUAAUGAUAAAAUUGGAAAAUGUGAGUCUCAUUUCAAAUUUCGUGGUUUGUGAAUGAUUCUAUGAAGCUCUUUUUGUCAUAGUGCCCAAUAUAUCUUUAUAUUAUGUGUAGAUUUGUGAAAAAAAAUUAUUAUAUUUGUCACAAAUAUCCAUGUUUUGGCUACACAUGUAUUUUGUCUAAACUGAACCACACAUACAAUUUAUUAUUUAAUAUUUGAAUCAAUGUUACUUGAGUUUCGAUUUCACAAUUAUCACUUUCUAUAAGAUAUAAUAAUUUCAGGUAAAAUAUUUUUCCUACUUGGUUGAAGAAGCUCUUUCUAUAAGAUAUAUUCAAUGUUUUAAGAUUUUCUGUUCAAAUUUCAUGAAACAAGAGUGAAAGUAGGAAGAGUAUUUUUGUCAUCACAAUUAUUAUCUACUUCACAUGAAAAAGUAUAAAUAUCAAGAUUUGAACCAUGGUCUCUUCAAACAAAACAAUAAUCACAAUCAAUUAUACUAAACAAAUUUAUUUUAUCUUCAUAAAUUGUAAACAUGCACUAAGCGAAGAUUUGAAAAGCAGAGGACUUUUCACGGUUAGCUAGCCUAUUAAAUCUUCUGAAAAGCGAAAUUUAAUAUGCGAUUUAUAAUUUUUAUAACCUAUAAAAUGACAGGUAAUCUUAAAAUUGCAACACAAAUUUCAUUACUUGAAAUAUUGCAUAUCGAAAUGCAGUAUUGAAUAUGCAAAAGGGAUGUAGAAUUCUGUAAAUUAAUAUGAACUUUCAGAACUAAUACAAAACAAUAAUAUUUUGUAGAAACCAUAGGUGACUGGUGCUCUAAAAUUUUAGCCUGGUUAACUGCUGAACGUUAAACUCUUGCUAAUCGGGCAUGAAUGGACCCGACAAUAAUGAGAUGAUAUCGAGUUUAAUGUGAUGUUCAUUUCGUCAGUUUUGGAUCGGAUGUGUUGAUCAAUUUAUAGGCCAUUAACAUAUAAAUGAGUUAUAAUUAACCUCACUAUACAAUUUUUAUUCUUUAUAAUAUUUAAUUUAAUCUUGAUAUUUGUGAUGUUUGAAAUAUUUUAUGUAUGAUUUAGAGGUAUAAUUAUUAUUUGUGACAUCAGUUGUAGUUUAUUCAAAUGUAAUAUUUCAUCAGGUAGUCAAAAUCGACUACUGGAUCCAUUUAUGAUUGUUUUUAUCUUGGUGUUGUGAAUAGGUAGAAACUUAAUUAUUACAAUGCAUAUAACUAUACCUAGGCACAUGGACGAGCUAGCAUGACACAGUUAGAGCAUACCAUGAAGACAAUGUAUAUGGAUCGGCCAUGUGCAAGCAUAAAUGCUUCAUGAGUCGUACGAGACUUAAACUUCAAGGACUCGCGCACAAGUGCGAGCACCAUACAGUCUAUAUUGUUGAACUCAUGUUUUAUGGAGAAAUGCGUCAUUUGAUAAAAAUAAAAUAAAAUAUUUUAAAAAUAACACAAUAAAAUUUGAAUUAAUGAGUAGUUUCUCACAUCAAUGUGUGACGUCUCAUGUUCUAAAAGGUUUAUAAAAUACAUUCAUUGUUUAUUUUGAGACUUAAUCCUUUUUCAAUGUAUACAAUUAAAAAUUUAUUUAUAAAAUCAUUCUUGAUUA
This is a messenger RNA of Linum trigynum, 5260 nucleotides long. Lineage: Eukaryota; Viridiplantae; Streptophyta; Magnoliopsida; Malpighiales; Linaceae. The record is from the annotation of a GenBank genome assembly.